Molecule: messenger RNA, 4854 nt
Organism: Girardinichthys multiradiatus
Lineage: Eukaryota; Metazoa; Chordata; Actinopteri; Cyprinodontiformes; Goodeidae
Product: inactive phospholipase C-like protein 2
Exons: 12
Coding region: 474-3914 (1146 amino acids)
Biological process (GO): intracellular signal transduction; lipid metabolic process
Molecular function (GO): phosphatidylinositol-4,5-bisphosphate phospholipase C activity
Source: RefSeq, a predicted model, not a curated record
GAGUCUGUCUAUGCGGAUGAAGUGGGAUUGGGAAGCAGAGGAGAAAGGCAAAUUGCAAAAGUCAUCACCAACAUCAUCACGCUUCAGGCAGCGGUGAGGGUUGUUAACGCGCAGCUGGAAAGAGGAGCAGAUCAGCCCCGAGCUGUUUAAAUUCUCUUUACGCAGGCGCACAUCCAGCUGUGACGGAGAUGUGAGGAAUGUUGACGGUGACGGACUGGAAGGUGUGUCGCUGUUUUCUGUUGCUGUCGCCCCAGCUCUGGUUGCCUCCUGCUUUUAGUUAGAGAGAGAAACAGAGAGAGAGCCAGGCAGACAGGGGGGAGAGAGAAAGAGAAGUUUCCUGUCCUCUUGGUGCUACACUGUCGCCGAUCGUUCACCUCACACGAUGGCACGCCUGCGUCCGUGUGCGAAGCCGCUGCGCAUGGAGCCCCGUUUCCUCUCAUGAGAAGCGACAAAACCAAGAUAAAAGUGUCUCCAUGUCUGAAUUUGGGUCGCAGAAGAAGAGCGACGUGGACCCACCGGUUGCUGCAGGCUGGAGAGCAGCGUGCGACGGGGCCAGCGGCGGGAUGAGCGUGGAGGCGCACAGAGGAGAGCCCGUCUCAAACGGAAGCUGCAGCGCGUCGGACGCCGUCAGGAAGGUCCAGAAUGAAGCCAGCUGCGAAUCCCCGACGUGGGAGAACACGGGCUCGGAGUCUGCUUCCAAAUCAGCGAUCCCUCGACGCAGCAGUCUGAUCAAGGAUGGCUCACGUGCCGGUCGGGAGAAAAAGAAGACCGUGUCCUUCAGCAGCAGCCUGUCAGAGAAGAAGAUCAGCAGCGCUGCCGGGUGUAUCCACUCCAUGGUUGAAGGCAGUGAGCUAAAAAAAAUCCGCCCCAACUCCCGCGUUUAUCAGCGUUACUACCUUCUGGAUGCGGGCCUGCAGGCUCUGUUCUGGGAACCAUCCAAAAAAGAAUCAGACAAAGCUCGGAUCUUUCUUGACUCGAUACGUGAGGUCCGGACAGGUCGUAACACAGAAACUUUCCGCACCAGUGGAGUUUAUGAGCAGAUUUCGGAGGACUGUGCAUUUUCCAUCAUCUAUGGAGAGAUGUAUGAUAGCUUGGACCUGGUGGCCAACUCUGCUGAGGUGGCUAACAUUUGGGUUACUGGACUGAGGUAUCUCAUGCAGUACGGCAGACAUGCCCUCGACAUGCUUGCCAACAGUCAGGACAGUCUUCGUCUUCGCUGGCUGGAGCAGUUGUUCUCCUCCGCCGCUGAUUUAAAUAAACAGGAAGUCAUCGAGGAAGGGAUUCCCUUGCAGUCAGCUGUUAAGUUGGUGCAAAGUGUGAAUCCUGGAGUGAGCAGCGGAAAAGUGGAGCACAGGUUUAAAGAGAUUCAGAGACUCAGGGAGAAGAUGUGCACACUUGCACUGCAUAGCGAAUCAGGGCUUAAAGACCACACUGAAAACGAAAAGCCAUCAGAGAGAAAGGAGCAAGUGUCCAGGCAAGAGUUCAUUGAGGUCUUCCAUGAUUUUUGCACCCGUCCGGAGAUCUAUUUUCUGUUGGUGCAGUUCUCCAGCAACAAAGAGUACCUGGAUGCAAAAGAUCUGAUGAGGUUCAUUGAAGCUGAGCAGGGUGUGGCACAAGUGAGUGAGGAAACAUGUCUGAAACUCAUCCAGACCCAUGAGCCAUCAGAAGAGGGACGGCAGCUGGGACACCUGUCACUGGAUGGCUUCACCAGCUACCUCACUUCCUCUGAGUGCCAUCUGUUUGACCGGGAGCAUGAUACCAUUUGUCAAGACAUGACUCAGCCUUUGUCUCACUACUACAUCAACUCCUCCCACAACACCUACCUCAUCGAGGACCAGUUUCAAGGUCCCUCAGAUAUAUCCGGUUACAUUCGCGCCCUGAAGAUGGGGUGCCGAUGCGUGGAGGUGGAUGUGUGGGACGGCCCUGAUGGGGAGCCGGUGGUUUGCACAGGGCACAGUCUUUCCCGUCCACUGGUCCUGCGUUCUGUGUUGGAAGCAAUUGGAAGGUUUGCAUUUGUGGCAUCAGAGUACCCAUUAAUUCUCUGUAUUGAAAACCACUGUUCGGUGCAACAGCAGAAAGUUUUAUUGAAACAUCUCACAAGGAUAUUGGGGGAGAGACUGUAUAAAGAUCUACCAGAUGAAGAGGCUUUGUACCUACCGUCACCACAUUCACUAAGACAUCGAAUUCUACUGAAGGGGAAAAAGCUUGGGCCAGUUUCAGGUGGGGAAGAUGGGGAGGCAAGUGAGGAAGAUGAAGGAGCAGAAAUGAGUCAAAGGAUAAAAGCAUUAAAUGCUGGUGGAACUGAGAAGGAUGUUGUGCAGAAAAGUGUUUCUCUCGCAUCCGUCCCUCAGUCUAACAUGACUCAUCCUUCCCCCAAACGCUUCCAGUUGUUGAGGGAACUGUCCGACUUAGUAACGCUGUGUCAUUCUGUUUGCUUCAAAGACUUUAAAACCUCUGCUAAAACCCAAAAACCCUGGGAACUGUGCUCCUUCCAUGAGUCCCUGGCCUUGCAUCUCGCUGGUGACAGCCCUGGAGACUUUGUCAACCACAACAAGCAUUUCUUGUCACGAGUGUACCCCAACCCCAUGCGCAUUGACUCGAGCAAUAUGAAUCCCCAGGACCUAUGGAAGUGCGGCUGCCAGAUUGUGUCAAUGAACUUUCAGACAGCAGGACUGAUGAUGGACCUGAACACGGCCUGGUUCCGGCAGAACGGGAGCUGUGGUUACGUGCUACGUCCGGCCAUUAUGCGGCAAAAAGUGUCUUAUUUCAGUGCUGACACCAAAGACACAGUACCUGGCGUGUCUCCACAGCUACUGCAUGUAAAGGUGAUCAGUGGCCAAAAUCUGCCCAAACCAAAAGGUUCUGGGGCCAAAGGGGAUGUUGUUGACCCAUAUGUGUACGUGGAGAUCCAUGGCAUCCCAGCUGACUGCACAGAGCGCCGCACCAGGACUGUGACACAGAACGGGGACAACCCCAUCUUUGAUGAGAGCUUUGAGUUCCAGAUCAACUUGCCUGAGCUCGCCAUGGUUCGUUUUGUGGUGCUGGACGAUGACUUCAUUGGCGAUGAAUUCAUAGGCCAGUAUACUAUACCACUGGAGUGCCUCCAACCAGGGUACCGGCACGUGCCUCUCCAGUCCCUCACAGGGGAGGACCUUCCACACGCCAAGCUGUUUGUGCACGUGGCCCUCACAAACCGGAGAGGAGGCGGAAAACCUUACAAAAGAGGCCUCUCGGUACGAAAGACUAGAAGAGGGAGGGAGUAUACGGCUCUGAGGGACUUAGGAGUUCGGACUGUCGACGAGGUUUUCAAGAUGGCUGCUCCUCUUUUGAGAGAAGCGACAGACUUGAGGGGUAACAUGCAGAACUCUGUUGCAGUAUUCAGAGAGCUGUGUGGGGUGUCGGCUGUGGCCAACCUCAUGCAGUGUGUACUGGCCCUGGGCUCCAGAUCGUCGGGCCCAGAGGGAAACCCUUUACUGCUGUUUGACCUAAGAGACAACUACCCAACCCUAGAGCCCCAGGGAACCCUGCCAGAUGUCCUUCGCCGAGUUGUCUCCAUCUAUGAAACGAUGGUCAAUGCAAGCAAAGCUGUGAUGGAAUUUGCAGAUGCAAUCUAUGAAAAAAUCCUGCAUAUACAGACAAUGGCGAUGGAGUUUCACGAAAAGCUGCAAAGCCUGGCAAUGAAGGAAGGGCUAAAGGGUUCCAAGGUUAGUCGAGCAUUGGAGAGUUUCAGCUGGAACAUCACCAUCCUUAAGGGCCAGGCUGAUCUGCUCAAACACGCCAAGGCUGAAGUUGAGGAGAACAUGAAGCAGGUGCAUGAUGCAGCUCUGACUGGAAACCUCGGCAAGCAGGGGGUAGGACUGAGACGAGUUCGCUCCCAAACAGGACGAGGCCUGGAUGACAGCCCAAGCGCUUGAGGCCCCUCAUCUUAGCAAGAUGACCACACUUCUGCCAUAUUUGCUGUGAUACUUUUCACAUACCACCAGUUUGUUCUCAAACUCCCAAAGCUGUGGGAGCAUUACAGUAUCCAAGAUCUGAGAAAGAUAAAAGAGUUCAUGAAAGUAAAUUUUCGAAUAUACAAUUGCCGUGAACGGGGUGAUGUACUGCUGGUAGGAGAUCCACGAACUACAGUGUUGAAUAAAUGAAUGUAGUUAGACUUGAAGCCAAGGUUCUGCUGUAUGUACUGUUGUAAACAUGCCAAAUUAUCUGCCUCUUAUGUGAACGUUUUGUAGGUUUAAAGUGUGCCAUGGCUGCAUUUUUACAUGCUGUCAGUUAGGUGACCUAAAGGUUGGAACAUCUUACCUUUUUGUUAAAGAGCACCUACUCUGUCUGUAAAUCUGUGGAUAUUUGAUGUCCCCAACCACCGUGAAACCAUUUAUGUGAACCAUUGCAGUCCCGUGUGUCUUGAGUUUCUGUUUUUCACUGAACAUCGUUUGCUCCCGCAUUGCUGCUCUAAAUUCAGUUGCCACGAGAUUGUCUAUUUUGCACCAACCCUCAGAUGUUCCCCCUUCAAAUAUUGUCUCACAUAAAAAGUAUUCUAUAUUUUUGUAUUUCCCAGAGCCCCUCCCUCCCAGUCCUAUUUAAACCCUUCUUACCCGCCAUAUGGAUCAACGCCAGAGGUUUUGAUGUCUGCCUCCAGGGAACUGAUACUGUUACUGAAGAGAGCGUUUACUUUGCGUGCAGAAAACUGUAAAGUAUUUUGAUAUGUGAACCUAUCCUUUUGCUGUAAAGAAUAUUUUGCAUAAGUUAUUGAUGCUGAAAGAAAACAUUUCAGAUGCGUUCUAGUGCAUACAAGGCAUUAGAUGAAGCCCAACAGGUAAGUCAGGAUGGAAAUAAACAUGUUGUUUUUUUAAAUGA